This is a messenger RNA of Anolis carolinensis (green anole), 8836 nucleotides long. RefSeq lists its product as uncharacterized. The record is from RefSeq and is a predicted model, not a curated record. The transcript is spliced from 2 exons. Lineage: Eukaryota; Metazoa; Chordata; Lepidosauria; Squamata; Anolidae. The coding region runs from base 4101 to 6104 and encodes 667 amino acids.
AAGUAUAACCUGCAGAUCUUUUGUGUGGAAAGAAGGCUAUGAGUGUAGUAUACCUUAGCUGACCUGGGAGUUAACAAAUGCAUUUUUGAGUAAAGUUAUCUGUUCCUAACAUUAGUAUUUAGACCAAUGGUUUAUGCAUAGUGAAGGUUAUUAUUUUAAAACCGUAUCUUUAGCAUGUCACAACUUGGCCCUCAAGUAUACUGUACAAUAUAUAGGAAAUGCAAUAAUAUCCUCCCAAUGCCUGUUUAAGCAUUUGUGUUACAUCUCAUCACAUUCACAAUUUGAGGGGGUUUCACAUGCACAUAAUGCCCCCAUUCUGAGUUUAAUAUAAGCCUACCUAAUAGCAGUUCAGUGUCAAAAACAAGGAACAAGUUUAUCAGUCAUCAGUUCCUUUGUUAAUGACCAUGAUGGGUGUCAAGGCACUUCAUAACACUUUAAAUUAAAGAAAUUAAGGAUUUUAAUGAGAAAAAAAUGGCAUGCCAGGUAAGGGAGUUUUCUGUAAUUCACAAUCAUACUUGCCUGAUGUUUCUUUUUGAGGAGUUUCCACAGCAGUUUUUUCUUCAUCUACACUGGAUUUCUUCUCUGAAACUGACUGUAGCUCUACUGAAGGCUUUGGCCAAAAGAAUGAAUAUAGACACCAAGGCCUUCUUUUAACUUUGUACCUUCUGCUAGGAGAAGAUAGUGCCUUCAUAUGGAUACUUCCAGUUUCCUUUUCUGUCUCAACAAGGACCACAAGGUGCAAAGUGGUUCCACCAUAAGGGCUUCACUAAGUAAGAACUUUGCAACUGGCAUUUUCAUCUCAGUUUAACCUCCUGGCCAGAAAGCUUGAUUGUCAGUUCCCCAGUCAAUAGAAGUGCUAAGCAGCAAUAAAAGUAAUAUGGCUAUAUCUUCUAGCUCUUCCAAAAUACUGACAGAAGUGGGAAUAGGGAUGAUGGGAUACAUUUAGGAGAUGGGUAGAUUGUUUCCCCAUUUAAAUGUGAAAGUCACUCAGCCUCAUGUUUAAGCUGUUAGUUGUUAUGUAAAGAAAUUAGCCAUAAGCCAUAGCAGAUUAGGCAUGUGGGCUGCAAUUGUGAUCUCUACUAUGAAGAUUAAGGUCAGUGAUUUUAUUUUAGUUGGUUUAAGUCAAUACCUUCUGAUCAUUUAGAACAUUCCUACUCAAACAGGUGAAAUAAUCAUCAUCCUUAUGAAUCAGUUUUCAGGUUUGAUGAUGCAAAUAAUCAAUUUGCAUGUAUUUCACAUGAACUGGACAAUUUUAAGCAUCUAAGAAAUCAGCUAUGAACUUUCAGGCCUUGUUUGUUAUUCAAGCCUUGUAGGCUGAAAAAAUAUAUGUGAUUUCUUUGUAUUGAGAAAUUUGUCUACUGCUGUUGAGGUGUGAUUUAGCAUGUUUGACUUAUAUCUUGUUAGUUUUAGUCACUAGAUAUGCUAUGUUAAUAUCUCAAAACUUUAACAUCUACUAUCUUUAACAUGGAAUUGUUUUUAUUGGAAUAUUUCUAAAUAUUUUAAAUGAAAACAACUCAUCACAUACUUUACAUAAAUGUCAUUUUAGAAUAAAAAACAGAAGAAACACUGAUAACCUUUAAUGUAGCCAGUUUUAUCACCCUUGAUCGAAUACCAUAUAUACUCGAAUAUAAGCUGAGUUUUUUAGCCCUUUUUAAGGGCUGAAAAAGCCCCCCUCGAAUUAUAUUCGAGUGAGGGCCCUGGCCAGCUUAUAUUCAAGUCGGCCUAUAUUCAAGUAUAUAGGUAAUCAGAGUUAGUCAGUCUUAUCUUAUUAAAGUCUUAUUAUUAUCUUAAAUUGCAGUUUUAUGUAAAUAUUGAAAAAACAUGUAACCUACUGAUGCCUCAAUUAAUGUAAUUUUGUUGGUAUCUAUUUUUAUUUUUGAACUUUAUCAGUAGCUGCUGCAUUUCCCACCCUAAUUUUAUACUCGAGUCAAUAAGUUUCCCAGUUUUGUGUGGUAAAAUUAGGUGACUCAACUUAUAUUUGGAUCGACUUAUCUAAAUCCAUAAUAAAAUCAAAAACCCAUAUGUGUGUAUAUGGCAUGCAUGUCUGCUCACAUAGGCAGCCUCCAGCCUCCACAAACAGGCUAUAGUUCAAGGAUUAAGAAUCUAGCAAGUCACUCUUUUGCACUGACAUUGCAGUUACAGCUAGCACCAUGAACAUGCAGCCCAGCCCCUGCCAAUGUCCUCCCCAAACACUACAGCCAACCACCCAAGGACUGCUUUCGUUUGGGGACCAUUUCAUCCUAGAUUUUGCUUUUUCUUUCAUCACAGGCAGGCAUCCAGGGUUCUCCAUUGCUGUGGAAUUUGCAUGGCCCCACCCACUGCCCUUUCCUUUCCAAUCUCUCUGCAUAACAAACAGAGCACAACUGAGCUGCAACUAAACUUACUGGAGGAGUUUAGGGAUUGACUCCACAUGUUGGAAGUUAUAGUUCACCCUGCAUCAAGUCAGCGCACUGUCACUCCUACUGGGGAAUAUAGAGGAGUUGUAGUUCACCUACACCCAGAAUGCUAUUAACCCUAAUAAUGAUGGCUCUCGGCCAAACUUGUCAUGCAGAGCCAAUAUGCCCUGAUUUGACUACUGCUGGAUUUGGAGGGGAACUGGACUGGAAGUUGAGGAGUAGUAGGUACUGGGAUUUAUAGUUCACCUGCAAUGAAUGAGCAUCACACUUGGCACACAGAGCCCCCAUAACCAAUACAACAUGUUGGGCAAGUUUGGUAAAAGGAGUUAUAGUUCACCUGCAGCCAUAUAAACACUGACCCCCACCGACAAUGCACUAGGACCACACUUCACACAGAGAAGCCUCAUGACCUACUGAACAUACUGCAAGUAUUUGUGGGAAGGGGCCUUGAUUUUGGGAGUUGUAGUUCACCUCCAUCCAAAGACCACUGAACCCAGCCAAUGACGAAUCUACACCAAACUUGCCACACAGACUGAAUAUUGCCUACUGUGGAUACUGAUAGAUAUUUCGGGGCAAUUAGAAAUUGCAGUAGUUCACCCCCAUCCAGAGAGUACUGCAGCACACCUGGUACACACGCCCAAAAUGGCCAACUUAGAAUACUGGCAGGGUUUGGGGAGGAUUCAGCCACGAUUCUGGGAAUUGUAGUUCACGCACUCCAAACAGAAAACAUAACAUUAAAAGACAAAUAAUACCAUUCUCAAAUGACCCGGGCAUCGCCGGGUCCCCAAGCUAGUAUUCGAAUAUAUACGGUAAUUGUAUUUGCAUUCUGUGAUAGUCACAUGAAAAUAUUAAUUUCAACUUUGGGUUUAAUCACAGAUUUUUCUUCGUGUACUCUGUGAAUGCACACUAAUGGAGAAGCUGCGCCUGCGCAGGUUCCGACGGAAACUCUUCCAAGAUGAAGUUCAAAUUUUGGCGGUAACCACGCCCCCCUUCCCAAGGGGCAUAUAAGGCAGCCCCGGGCGUCCGCUCUCCAGUUCCUUUUUUUCCGCCGCAAGGUUCACUUCGGACUCUUUGCAUGUCUACUACGCGUUUCAAACGCGGCACGCAGUGCGCUGCUAAAAUUCCUGACUCCGACGGCCACGCCAAGUGCCUCUUCUGUCUUGGGGAGGCUCAUGUGGUCGGUACCUGCCGUUUCUGCCUAGCUCUCACGGCUCAGGCCAGAAAGAACAGAGCCGCUAGGCUCAGAGCGGCGCUUUACGAGAAAUCUCUCGCUCCAGAACCGACUCCGUCGACGUCGGGUGCGUCGUCGACACCAGCUCUGAGAGCAAUGUUGGCACCAACAGCUAAAAGCCCCCUCGGUCUCGUCCAGGGUGUCCAGAACUUCCAGGGCCACUAAGUCUGCCAAGCCACCGUGUACCGUGACGAUGGCUACCAUGUCAACCCGCUCCGGAAAAGUGGGGCCUUCCUCGACGUCGAGCUCUCUCGCCUCGAUAACCUCGGUCCGCUCUCGUAUCGGCUCCCCUCCGUCCUCCUCUGCAAUCAAAAUAGCCUUUAAGAGGGCUCACGAGGAGUCUCGUCGAGCGCAAUCCGACUCAGCUGUGGUUCCUCCAACACCAGGCAAAUCCUUGAGGGUUGCAUCUAAGCAACCGCCGACAAAGAAACGGCUGACUCAACGCUCCUCCUCUUCGGCUUCCUCAAAGAGAGAUGCGCCUUCCUCCUCGGCAACCUCCUCGAGAAGGUCUUCGCCGAUUGUGCCAGCCCAGCGGCCUAGAGAUGUCUCUCAAUCUCCUCCGCAGCCCCUAUCUGACGGAGAGCUGCAGGACUCACCCCACCACUCCACCCAAACAGUGGUCAGGGUGCCAGUACCGGAGCCUCUUGCACCGCUUCACUCAUCGCGCCAACAGCUCUUUCCUCCGACCUCGACACCGGAGCGUGGCAGACAAACGGCUCACCUGGCUCGAGCGGCCCAGGCCUCAGCCUCCAAAGACUCUCGGCUCCCGGCCGUCUCCUCCCGUGAGGCUAUGCCUCCUCCCGAGACUACACUUUCCUCUCCCCCUCAGUCCCCUCAAGGUGCUGAGGAGGAAGAUGCUGACAUUGACCGCCCAGACUCUGUCCUCUCGGCCUCGGUGGUCUCUCGGCCUCGACCUUUCUCCUCCUCAUGAUGCGUAUGAGGCAGACCCGCCCUCACCUACUGACAAUAUACAUGCUUUCUCUGAUCAAAUGGUCAGAAUGGCCGACGCCCUGGGCAUGGAGAUCAAGCAGACCUCCAAAGCAGUGUCUGAUCCAGUUUUCAAAAGGGUGCAAGCCCAAGCUCCGCCAGCCACGCUACUUCCUUUCUUACCUUAUCUUUUGGACGUUAUCCAGGCCUCCUGGAAAACCCCGUCCUCUAUACCUCCGACCUCGAAGAGGAUCGAGACUUGGUACCGUACCGAUGACGAUUCCCUGGAGUGGCUGAAGCACCAUCCCGACCCUAAUUCCUUGGUCGUCAAGGCCUCCCAAUCCUCAGGUCGUCAAUCGAAUACUCCGGCCGACAGAGAAGGGAAGCGCUUCGACGCCGUGGGUCGAAAGCUUUACUCCAGAGCCCUGUUACUUUGCCGGAUGGCGAAUUACGGAGCCUGCAUGGGUGCCUACCAGCAGAUUAUCUGGGAGAAGGCACAACCCUUCUUCGCGAAACUGUCAGACGAAGACCGUUCCGUUCUUACCACCCUCCAACAGGAGGCUGACUCGCUGGCCCAUUACCAAAUCCAGAUGGCGAAACAUACCGGGGACACGGCGGGCAAGAUGAUUGCCCACACGAUUGCCAUCCGUCGCCACGCCUGGCUGAGGUCGUCCGGUUUAUCCUCAUCCUCCAGGCAGGUCAUCGAGGAUCUUCCUUUUGACGCGCUCGGACUAUUUAAUUCGGGUACCGAUUACAAACUCAAAUCAAAUCACGACUUUAAAGUUCUUGCGUCUAAAUGUGGCGACCAACCACAGGCGCAACGUACCCGCUGGUUCCCUCAUCGUUUUCGUCGUUUUCCGCCGCAAUCCUUCUGGUACCAAUCUUUCAAGCGCUCCUCGGGCUCGAACAAUCAAAGCCAUCACCAACCCGGCGUACCUGGGCUCACCGGCGUACCUGACACCAUCCUUUCUUCCCAAAACUCCUUGUCCGCUACCGCUGUAGAGCCCAUGCCGCCUCCACACCCCUGUGCCUUCACCGACCGCCUGGCUCCCUUCUACAAUCAAUGGGAGUCCAUCACUUCAGAUGCUUGGGUUCUCCGCAUUGUCCAAGAGGGCUACGCCUUAGAGUUUGCAGAGCUCCCACCUACAGGUCACGUUCUUCUUUCAACUCCUUCUCCAGAAAUACUGGCCGAAAUUGAUGCCCUUCUGGCCAAAGGGGCCAUCCGUCUCUCUCCUCCCGAACAGGACCCGCAAAGCUUCUUCUCCAGGUACUUCACGGUCCCGAAGAGGGGGGGCGGACUGCGCCCCAUUCUAGACUUAAGGGCUCUCAAUGUCUUCAUUCGCCCAUCCAAAUUCAGAAUGGUCUCUAUUGCCUCUAUUCUCCCGAUGCUGCAGCGGGGAGACUACUUUGCCUCCAUAGACUUACGAGACGCUUACUUCCACGUAGCGAUAAGGGAGGCUCACAGAUGUUUCCUCUGUUUCAAAGUCCUCGACCAAACUUAUCAAUUCACCGUUUUACCCUUCGGCCUAGUCACGGCGCCAAGGGCCUAGUCACGGUUGCCACCGUAGCGGCCCACCUGAGGCUGCAUGGCAUCAUGGUCUUUCCUUAUCUAGACGACUGGCUUCUGGUCGGGCCCGACCCUGUUCUUCUCGAACGCCACGUCUCCUUCACACUGCACCUCCUGAACUCUCUCGGUCUCCAACUCAAUACCGAGAAGUCACAUCUCACCUCGUCGACAAAAAUUCGUUUCAUCGGCGCUCUCUUCGACUCCGUUAUGCAGACCGUCUUGCUACCGCUCGACAGAUUCCUAGCUCUCCGCCACCAGAUCACCCUAUGUCGAUCCGCCCGGAGGGUCCGAGCCCGUGCCAUUCAGGUCCUUCUAGGGCACAUGGCCUCCAUGGUCCUCACGACCCCCUUCGCCAGACUGCGUCUUCGGGUCCUACAAAGGUGGUUUAUAGACACUUUCAAGCCGCUCUACCACCACAACUUGAAGUAUCUGUUGAUACCGUUGAACAUUCGCCGAUCCCUCUUAUGGUGGACGUCUCACCGAAACGUGUGCAGGGGACUUCCAUUUCAUCCGACCCAACCCUCAAUAACUAUAACCACGGACUCCUCCACCUACGCCUGGGGAGCCCACAUGAACGGCCUGACGGUCCAAGAUCUUUGGUCCCCAUCCGAAAGGACCAACCACAUAAACUUUCUCGAACUUCUCGCCAUCCUCAAAGCCCUGAAAGCCUUCUCCCGCCUCAUUCCACAAGUCCAUCCUCAUCCAAUCGGACAAUCUAGUAGCAGUCUUCUACAUAAACAAACAGGGCGGUACAGGUUCGAGAAAGCUGAUGCACCUCUCCUCCCGUCUCUGGCUUUGAUGCAUAGCCCACGAGGUCCAAGUCUCCGCGAUUCACCUUCCAGAACGACUUGGCAGAUGCCCUCAGCAGAACGACAUCCUCCUCCCACGAGUGGAAGCUCGAUCCCGAAAUUCUCCACACCCUAUUCCUCGAUUGGGGGCGGCCUACUCUGGACCUCUUUGCCUCUCCCCAGAAUGCUCAGCUGUCCCUUUACGGAGCGAGGCUCCCCCCGAACUCCUUUCCAGGCUGCCUGGGAGACGCCUUUCUACUGGACUGGUCAGCAGAAAUGCUUUACCUCUUUCCCCCCUUCCCCUCAUACCGAAAGUCCUUGAAAGGCUCCUCUUGAUCUCGGUCACGGCGAUCCUCAUAGCUCCGGCUUGGCCCUGUCAACCUUGGUAACCGGCCCUUCUUCGCCUCUCCAGAGGAACUUUUCACCCUCUGCCGCCCUCGCCACACCUGCUCUCCAUGGAGAACGGUCACAUUCUUCACCCGGACCUUCCUUCUCUUCAUCUCACUGCGUGGAGGAUUCUUACUUGACCUCCCUCCCGCAAAACCUCCAGGAUGUUCUUCGGGCAGCCCAUAAGCCGGCUACAACCAAAGCUUACACCUACAAGCUUUCACGCCUUCCUUCGAUCCCGUGGCAUCGACUCCUUUCUGACUUCGGUACCAGUAGUCCUUGAUUUUCUCAUGACUCUUGUCGAGAGAAAACUCUCUCUCACCUCUAUUAAGGCUUACCUCGCAGCUCUUUCCUGGUCCUUUCAACGCCAUGGUCAGCCGUCUCUCUUCUCUCACCACCUAAUCAAAACCUUUCUCUGGGGCUACAAUAACAUCUGCCCGCCGUCGCUUCUGCCUACGCCGGGUUGGAACCUCGAACUUGUGCUCUCUCAACUCACAUCUUCUCCCUUCGAACCACUUGCCUCAACCGAUCUCCGCUUGCUUUCGUGGAAACUGGCCUUCCUAGUAGCGAUCACUUCGGCACGACGGCCGUCUGAACUUGCUGCUCUCAGGGUCGAUGAGCCAUAUCUACGUUUCCAUCACGACCGUGCUGUCCUUCGUCCGGACAUUACCUUUCUACCUAAGGUGGUGUCAGCUUUCCACCUCAAUCAGGACAUUGUCCUACCAGCCUUCUUCUCUAAUCCCUCCUCUCCUCUCGAGCGGAGACUUCACCUUCUUGACAUUCGCAGAGCGUUUACAGGGACCGCACCAGGGGCAUCCGUAAGACUCAGACUCUUUGUCGCCUAUGCCCCGGACAAGUUGGGUAAUCCCAUUUCCUCCCAAAGGUUGUCCCAUUGGAUUGCUCAGGCCAUUGAGUUGGCUUACGAACUGGCUAAGCGCCCUCCCCCUCCAUCCAUCCGUCCGAGAUCGACAAGGGGCCUCUCGGCAUCGACCGCCUUCCUCAGGGGUAUCCCGCUCGACUCCAUUUGCAAAGUGGCAAUCUGGUCGAACCCACUUACAUUUGUUUCUCACUACAGGCUAGAUAACAAGGCCCUGAAGGACUCGGCCUUCGCAAGAUCGGUACUCUCAUCUUGCCUAUCCUGACUCUCAAACGGCCUCCUUCUUCCUAUACUCUCACCUGCCAGGUGACCCUCUAUACCUCUCCUUCAAAGCUAUGGGGCUAGUUUCUCCCCAUGUCUAUACCUCCGGGGACAUGUUUUUCCCCUAAUUGUUGUUGGGACGUUGUUCUGUAACACUUCAUUCACCCUGAUGGGUAUGUCAAAUUGUCUGAUGUUUCCCCUCUUCCCCUGGGAGAGCGUUCACAUACACUGUACUCAACUUUUGUGUUGUAUUACGUUUAUUCAGUGUUUUUUCCUGAUAAGUUCUUUCUCUUAUGUUAUGUUCAUACUGACAUUGCACUGGUCCUCUCGGACAACUUAUUGCACUGGUCUCUUGGGACUAUUAUCUCAAUGUGUCCUAAUAAACAUAUGUUUGGACAUUCA